ACGGGUGCCACCAUGGGGGUGAGGUGGCCACCCUGCUCCCACCCACUGGUGGGGGCCUGCGCCCUCCUCUGCCUGGCCACAGCUGCCCUCCUGGGGUGCGUCUUGCUGCAUGGCGUCCCCGUGGUUUUGCAGGAGCUGUGCGGCCCCGCCCGGGGACCGGAGGUGACCCCCGGAGCUCAGCAGCUCCGAGCGGGCAGGCCGGGGCCCCCGCCCACCCAGGAGCGCCCUGGCCAGCGCUGGGCAGCACCCCCACAGUGCAGCGUGUCCCCAAACGACCGCUUCGACUGCGCCCCGGACAAGGCCAUCACGCAGCAGGAGUGCGAGGCCCGCGGCUGCUGCUUCGCCCCCACGCAGCGGCGCCCCCAGGAGCCCCUGAAGGGGCAGCCCUGGUGCUUCUUCCCGCCCAGCUACCCCAGCUACCGGCUGAAGGACCUGAGACCCUCAGACACGGGCUACACCGCCACGCUGGCCCGGGCCACGCCCACCUUCCUUCCGAGGGACAUCCCGGUCCUCCAGCUGGACGUGCGGAUGGAGACCGACAGCCGCCUGCGCGUCACGAUCAAAGACCCCGCUAGCAAGCGCUACGAGGUGCCGCUGGAGACGCCCUGUGUCCGCAGCCGGGCGCCGGCCCCGCUCUACAGCGUGGAGUUCUGGGAAGAGCCCUUUGGGGUGAUUGUGCGCAGGCAGCCCGAUGGCCGGGUGCUGCUGAAUACAACCGUGGCUCCCCUGAUCUUUGCCGACCAGUUCCUGCAGCUGUCCACCUCGCUGGCCUCCCGCUACGUCACGGGCCUUGGCGAGCACCUCGGCCCGCUGAUGCUCAGCACCGACUGGAGCCGGGUCACCCUCUGGAACCGGGACCUGGCGCCCACGCCUGGAGCCAACCUCUACGGCUCUCACCCUUUCUACAUGGUGCUGGAGGACGGCGGCUCUGCGCAUGGCGUCUUCCUGCUGAACAGCAACGCCAUGGACGUGGUCCUGCAGCCCAGCCCUGCCCUCACCUGGAGGUCAAUAGGUGGGAUCCUGGACGUGUAUGUCUUCCUUGGCCCGGAGCCCAAGAGUGUGGUGCAGCAGUACCUGGAUAUUGUGGGCCUCCCGUUCAUGCCUCCGUACUGGAGCCUGGGCUUCCACCUCUGCCGCUGGGGCUACUCCUCCACCGCCACCGUCCGCCAGGUGGUGGAGAACAUGACCCAGGCCCGCUUCCCCCUGGACGUGCAGUGGAAUGACCUGGACUACAUGGAUGCCCGCAGGGACUUCACCUUCAACAAGGAAGGCUUCGCAGACUUCCCGGACAUGGUCGCGGCGCUCCACCGGGGCGGCCGGCGCUACGUGAUGAUCGUGGAUCCUGCCAUCAGCAGCGGGGGCCCCGCCGGGAGCUACAGGCCCUAUGACGAGGGGCUGCGGAGAGGAGUCUUCAUCACCAACGCCACCAGGCAGCCCCUGAUCGGGAAGGUGUGGCCUGGCCCCACCGCCUUCCCCGACUUUACCAACCCCGAGACCCUGGACUGGUGGCAGGACAUGGUGGCCGAGUUCCACGCCCAGGUGCCCUUCGAUGGCAUGUGGAUCGACAUGAAUGAACCGUCCAACUUUGUGAGGGGCUCUGAGCACGGCUGCCCCGACAACAGUCUGGAAAACCCGCCCUAUGUGCCCGGGGUGGUGGGCGGGAGCCUGCAGGCGGCCACCAUCUGCGCCUCCAGCUCCCAGUUCCUCUCCACGCACUACAACCUCCACAACCUGUACGGCCUGAGCGAGGCCAUCGCCUCCAGCAGGGCCCUGGAGAAGGUUCGAGGCACGCGGCCCUUCGUGAUCUCGCGCUCGACGUUCUCGGGCCACGGCCGCUACGCGGGGCACUGGACGGGGGACGUGUGGAGCAGCUGGGAGCAGCUGUCGGCCUCGGUGCCAGCAAUCCUGCAGUUUAACCUGUUGGGGGUGCCCCUGGUGGGCGCGGACAUCUGCGGCUUUCUGGGCAACACCUCGGAGGAGCUGUGCGUGCGCUGGACCCAGCUGGGCGCCUUCUACCCGUUCAUGCGGAACCACAACGACCUGCGCAGCCUGCCCCAGGAGCCGUACCGGUUCAGCCCGCCCGCCCAGGCGGCCAUGAGGAAGGCCCUGGCCCUGCGCUAUGCCCUGCUGCCCCACCUCUACACGCUGCUGCACCGUGCGCACGUCCGUGGGGACACCGUGGCCCGGCCUCUCUUCCUGGAGUUCCCCACAGACCCUCGCACGUGGCCGGUGGACCGCCAGCUCCUGUGGGGGGAGGCGCUCCUCGUCACGCCGGUGCUGGAGCCUGGGAAGGACAAGGUCACGGGCUACUUCCCCUCGGGCACGUGGUAUGACCUGCACACGGUGCCCAUAGACGUCUUCGGCAGCCCCCCACCUCCGCUCCCGAUGCUCAGAGGGCCUGUCAUCCACAGCGAGGGGCAGUGGGUGGCGCUGCCCGCCCCGCUGGACACCAUCCACGUGCACCUGCGCGCGGGGUACAUCGUGCCUUUACAGGGCACGGCCCUCACCACCACGGAGUCCCGCAAGCAGCCCCUGGCCCUGGCCGUGGCCCUGACGGCAGGUGGAGAGGCCCGCGGGGGGCUGUUCUGGGACGAUGGGGAGAGCCUGGGGGUGCUGGAGCGGGGGGCCUACACGGAGGUCACCUUCUCGGCCAAGAACAACACGGUCGUGAGCCAGCUGGUGCGUGUGAGCAGCGAGGGCGCAAGCCUGCGGCUGAGGAAGCUGACGGUGCUGGGGGUGGCCGCAGCCCCCCACCAGGUCCUCUCCAAUGGCGUCCCCGUCUCCAACUUCACCUACGACCCCAGCAGCCAGCUCCUGGACAUCCCCGUCUCGCUGUCCGUGGGAGAGCAGUUUCGUGUCAGCUGGGCCUAGCAGAUGGUGCCGUGUCGUGGAGGGGCAGCGGCCUGGGGGUCCCAGCGUGGUGUGCUGUGACGGCGACCCCAUGGACAGCGCCUGGGGGCGGACCCCGGUCUGAUGCACUGCCGGUGCCUCGGCGGCAGCUACCUCUUGCUCUCACCUAGCAGCGUCCACUGUUCGCAGCCAUCUCCUCCUGGCACCGGCGGAGGCGGUGGUGCCCCGGACGGACCUCUACCCGCCAGAGGCCCAGCGAAGGUGACACUGCACUUGCAGGACUCAGGAAUCUUACUGUGAAGUGUGCAUUUUUAAUAAAAGGACCAUAUGGGCUGAGCACUCGUGGCUCA
This is a messenger RNA of Perognathus longimembris pacificus (Pacific pocket mouse), 3200 nucleotides long. RefSeq names its product alpha glucosidase (gene Gaa). Lineage: Eukaryota; Metazoa; Chordata; Mammalia; Rodentia; Heteromyidae. The transcript has 19 exons. Gene Ontology annotation, biological process: glycogen catabolic process; lysosome organization. The record is from RefSeq and is a predicted model, not a curated record. Gene Ontology annotation, molecular function: alpha-1,4-glucosidase activity; carbohydrate binding. Bases 13 to 2871 code for a protein of 952 amino acids. Gene Ontology annotation, cellular component: lysosomal membrane.